This is a messenger RNA of Teleopsis dalmanni, 2473 nucleotides long. RefSeq names its product extensin (gene Muc91C). Gene Ontology annotation, biological process: positive regulation of transcription by RNA polymerase II. The transcript has 2 exons. Lineage: Eukaryota; Metazoa; Arthropoda; Insecta; Diptera; Diopsidae. Gene Ontology annotation, cellular component: RNA polymerase II transcription regulator complex. Gene Ontology annotation, molecular function: transcription coactivator activity. The coding region runs from base 1 to 2127 and encodes 708 amino acids. The record is from RefSeq and is a predicted model, not a curated record.
AUGGCCACUAAAGUAUUAAUGUUAUUAUGUGUCACACUUUUAUGUUUGAGUGUUAAUGCAGGCAAACGUGAAGCACCAUUAGCGGACAACUACUUACCUCCAACAGGUGGUCAAAGUUAUACUUCGCCAACGAACUCAUAUUUGCCGCCGGCAUCUGGUCCUGCUCCUUCUAGUUAUGAACCAAGUCCAUCAUCUGGCGGUCCAUAUGCAAGUGCACCUCCUGCACCAAGACCAUCAUACAGUGCUCCACCAAGCCGCCCUUCACCAAGUUACGGACCCCCACCUAGUCGCCCUAGUAGUAGUUAUGGUCCCCCACCGUCAAAGCCAUCUCCACCACGGAAACCAUCAAACAGUUAUUUACCACCACCUAGUCGACCCUCAUCUAGCUAUGGUGCACCACCACAAGCACCUUCCUCAAGCUACGGUGCGCCAACAGCGCCAUCGAACUCAUAUCUACCACCGAAGCCAUCCAACAAGUAUGGAGCACCAUCCGCACCAUCCAAUUCGUAUUUACCACGUGCACCAGCAAGUAAGUUUGUACCUUCAUCAGCACCAUCAUCUAAAUAUGGUGCUCCGUCUGCUCCAUCUUCUACCUACGGCGCACCUCCGCAAGCUCCACCAUCAACCGGUUAUGGAGCACCCCCAUCUUUGAGCUAUGGUGCACCUAAAGUAUCACCACCUGCUACAAGCUAUGGCGUGCCAUCAGCACCAGCACUUCCAUCACCAAGCUAUGGAGCACCAGCUCCAGCACCAUCAAGCAGUUACGGUGCACCACCAUCUGCACCCUCGCAAAGUUAUGGCGCUCCUGCAAAGCAACCAUCAUCGUCUUAUGGUGCACCUGCUCCUCAACCUUCUCAAAGCUAUGGAGCACCUGCUAGAGCACCUUCUUCCUCAUACGGCGCACCAGCACCACAACCAUCACAAAGUUAUGGCGCACCAGCUAAGCAACUAUCAUCAUCUUAUGGUGCACCUGCACCACAGCCAUCAUCAAGUUAUGGAGCACCUGCACCACAGCCAUCAUCAAGUUAUGGAGCACCAGCACAACAGCCAUCACAAAGUUACGGCGCACCACAACCGUCAUCAAGUUAUGGUGCACCAGCCAAACCACCAUCUUCUUCUUAUGGCGCUCCAGCUCCACAACCUUCACAAAGUUAUGGCGCACCUGCUAAGUCACCAUCAUCAUCUUAUGGUGCACCUGCACCACAGCCAUCAUCAAGUUAUGGUGCACCCGCACCUCAACCUUCGCAAAGUUAUGGUGCACCAGCCAAACCACCAUCUUCUUCUUAUGGCGCUCCAGCUCCACAACCUUCACAAAGUUACGGCGCACCAGUAAAACCACCAUCAUCUUCCUAUGGUGCUCCAGCUCCACAGCCAUCGCAAAGUUACGGCGCACCACAACCGUCAUCAAGUUAUGGUGCACCAGCCAAACCACCAUCUUCUUCAUAUGGUGCACCAGUCCAACAGCCAUCACAAAAUUACGGAGCGCCGGCUAAAGCACCUUCAUCAUCAUAUGGUGCACCAGCCCCACAGCCUUCACAAAGUUAUGGUGCACCUGCAAAAGCACCUUCAUCUUCAUAUGGAGCACCAGUCCAACAGCCAUCACAAAGCUAUGGUGCACCCGCUAAACAACCAUCUUCAUCAUAUGGCGCUCCAGCUUCACCACCAUCACAAAGCUAUGGCGCUCCCUCUAAGCCACCAUCAUCAUCUUAUGGUGCACCACAACCAUCUCAAAGUUAUGGUGCUCCUUCACCUCCAUCUUCCAGUUACGGUGCACCGUCUUCUUCUUAUAGUGCCCCUUCCGCUCCAAGUUCAACAUAUGGUGCUCCAACUUCAGGUUAUAGUCCCUCAAUAAGCUCACCCAUACAAAGUUAUGGUCCUCCAGCACCACCACCAGCACAACCACAACUAUCACAAAGUUAUAACGCACCGUCAACUUCAUAUAGUGCACCUCCACAGUCACUACCAAGCGGCUAUUCCUCAGGUCCAUCAUCUUCUUAUAGUGCACCAGCAUCAAGUGGGGGUGGAUAUCCUUCUGCGCCUUCAUCUAGUUAUGGAGCACCAAAUAAAGUGCCAGACACCAUACCACAGAGCUACUCGGCCGAUGGCGGCUACAAAUAUAAAAAAUAAAUUGUAGCAGCAGUGAUAGACAGCAAUAUUUCUUUUAGGUGUUUCACUCCAAUCCAUAAAACAUUAAAUGCCUCAAUUUAUUCAUAAUUCGAUUUCAAUUAAUUUAAAUGAACACCUCAUUGUCGACUCAUUAUAACAUAAACGUAUUUCUCUAAAUUUCUGCCAUUUACCACCGCGUUUGCAUAUUCAUUUUUUAGUGUUAAUAGGCCUAGUAUUUCAGCAUUAUCUCAUCAAUUCGAAACAUUACUUCCUACAUGCAUCAAAAAGUGCUUCAUUUAUGGCCACAAGUUUAUCAAAAAUUGAUUUAUUUGAAUAUAACAUAAAAUCUGUUUCUUAUACUUCACGA